Messenger RNA from Exophiala oligosperma, 1078 nucleotides. RefSeq lists its product as uncharacterized. Gene Ontology annotation, molecular function: arylformamidase activity. The coding region runs from base 1 to 927 and encodes 308 amino acids. NCBI's taxonomy places the organism in Eukaryota, Fungi, Ascomycota, Eurotiomycetes, Chaetothyriales, Herpotrichiellaceae. The transcript is spliced from 7 exons. The record is from RefSeq and is a predicted model, not a curated record.
AUGAAGUUCGAUCCUAACUCCAGGGCUUUGCCAAAACGUUCAGAAUUACCUGCGAUCCCGGGGGCUCCGGAUGGAGCCGCGUGGUUCUGGGGCCCUAAUGACGAGCUUGGGCGUCUUAAUCUCCUGACCAAGGAGCGCGUUGCAGCAGCAGCAAAGUUGAUAAUAACCGGGGAGAUUAUAAAUCUCAAUUGGCGAGCGGAUUAUCCUAACCCGCCAUCGUUUGGCAGACAAGGUUUUGUCCACACGAUUCAAACCAUCGGCGAUUCUGGGUAUGAUGAUUUGUAUAACAUGAAUACCCAGAGUGGGUCACAGUGGGAUGGCUUCCGUCAUGUAAGACUAUUACGCUACGACAGUGCCGCUAUAGGUAGAAGUUUUGACCUUCUCACCAUGGACGAAGUCCCAAACGCGAAGUACGGUGGAAUGCAGGCUUGGGCUGAACAUGGAAUAGGUAAAAGCUAUGAUCCAAUCACGACCCACCGAAUCCCGUUGAAGGAUGUUCAAGCUUGUGCAAAAGCGCAAGGGGUGGAAUUCCAGUAUGGUGAUUUACUACUGAUACGGUCUGGGUUUGUCGAUCAUUACGAUAGACUGGAUGAGAAGGGACGGAAGCAGCUGGGGACACUUCAGAUCCCAGACCAUACAUUUGUUGGAGUCGAGCAAACGGAGGAAAUGCUCGAUUUUCUACACGACAACUACUUCAGUGCCGUAAUAGGUGAUGCUCCAGCCUUCGAAGCUUGGCCGCGAGCAGAGUUCAACCUUCACCAAUAUCUACUUCCACGUUGGGGCGUACCAAUUGGUGAAAUGUGGAAUCUUGAGAGGCUGGCUGAGACUUGCAAAAGGAAGAAGCAAUACACCUUCUUCAUCACUAGUGCCCCAGCCAAUGUUCCUGGCGGCAUAGGAAGCCACCCGAAUGCUGUCGCCAUUUUUUAAGAAGCCGGGAUGCGACCAACCAUCGGUAAUUUGUUCCCUUACUGGACACUCGACAUUGACACUCCGUGAACUUGACCGGGUUUCCCUACUUACUUAGCGUCUAUCUACAACGUGACUGGUCAAGUUACCGCGAUGGUGCGGGAUAACGGUA